CUGUCAAAACCAUUCGUCAGCAGCCACUGUCAGAAACCCAUUUUGACCCAUGAUAGUGCGUAGCAGCAGCAGAUGAGAGAGUAGCAUCGGAGAACGCAAUCACGUCAAGUCUUCUCCCCAAAUUGGCACCCGCGAGGGCGAUCGAGCCCGUCCAAAUCCGCGCGGUUGAUCCAGCGCGUCGACGAAUUAAGCGGGAGUCCGGGAGAUAAUAGAUAGCUUUAUCAGAAGCUCGUUGGGGAAGGAAGCUAUCAGUAGCUGAGUACUGGCCAGGCCGUGCUGGUGCGCGGAUUCAGAGCUUCAGAGCUAGUGUAUAUGGCUCCGCCGAGCGCGUCCUGGUCGUGGGCGGCGACCUGCGGGUGGUGCGGCCGCCGGAGGAAGAGCGGGGGCGGGAUCUUCGCGGGUGACGACGACGGCGGCACCGGGGGCGGCGGCGGCGGCGGAAUCUUCAUCGACCUGCCCGUGCUGGAAGCCGCCACCGCCGGCUUCUCCGACCUCAACCUCCUCGGCCGCGGCGGCUUCGGCCCCGUCUACAAGGGUGUUUUGGGGAGCGGGGAGGAGAUCGCGGUGAAGAAGCUGUCGCUGGAGUCGCGGCAAGGGGUGCGGGAGUUCCUCAACGAGGUGCGCCUGCUGCUCAAGGUGCAGCACCGCAACCUCGUCUCCCUGCUCGGCUGCUGCGCGGCGUCCGGCCAAAAGAUGCUCGUCUACCCGUUCUUCCCCAACGGCAGCCUCGACCACAUCCUCUUCGACAGGGAUAAGAGGGCGCAGCUAGACUGGCCCAAGCGGUACCAGAUAAUCCUGGGACUAGCACGGGGCCUCCUUUACCUCCACGAAGAAUCCCCGGUGAAGAUCAUCCACAGGGACAUCAAGGCAAGCAACGUGCUCCUCGACGAGAAGCUGAACCCCAAGAUCUCUGAUUUCGGCAUGGCGAGGCUCUUCCUCGAAGACGCCAGCCACGUCAACACCUUCAGGAUCUCAGGCACAUAUGGGUACAUGGCUCCGGAGUACGCGAUGAACGGGUACUUGUCGACGAAGACUGACGUGUUUAGCUUCGGGAUGCUGGUGCUGGAGAUCGUCAGCGGGAGGAAGAACAUCGACCGGCGCCUCGACGACGAGAAAGUUGACCUCUUGAACUACACAUGGAAGCUGUGGGAGGAAGGCCGGUCGCUGGAGACGUUGGACCCGGGGCUGUCAGGCGGCUGGGACGAGGACGAGGCGGCGCUGUGCGUGCAGCUGGGCCUGCUGUGCUGCCAGGCCGUCGUGUCGGAGCGGCCGGACAUGUACAGCGUGCACCUCAUGCUGUCCAGUGGCUCCUUCACGCUGCCCAGGCCCGGGAAGCCGGCGAUCCACGGCCGGGUCGGCCGGUGGAUCAGCACGACAACUACCCCAUCGGCGUCCGGCUCCGGAUCCGGCACGACGAACACGAACACGAGCAACACUACGGACACGACGAGGGCGUCGGCAGGGUUGGUGUUGGAAGGCAUUGCUGAGGAUGAGUCCAGGAACUCCAUUUCUGUGUCCUUCACCACGGAAGGCCGGUAAAUUCAAGGGAAUGCGAUGUGAUAAGAUGACGUACGGUUGCAAGUAAAUAAGCAGAGUUUACUGAGUACAGUACGUAGCAUAGAUAUGUGUAGGGAUAAGCUUUGUGAUGAAGGGAGUGCAGUUAGCCUGGUUUGCAGAGAUACUAUCAUUGUCUCUUUUUUUCAUGCUAAGGGAGUGUAGUGUAUAGGGUAUAGUAUACUGGAGAUCACUGAUGUGUCGGGUGGUUUAUGGGCCAUUUGACUAUCAGACAAUGGCACAAUGCUUGGGUGGGCUGGAUUCUGUCCGCUUCCCACGAGAUGAUUCGUCGGCUUAGAUGGACAUGCUAACUGGGCUUCCAGGCCCAUUAUCAGUAGAUACGGCCAGUAAAGUAUUUUUUUUCUCUUUGCGCUCAAA
Molecule: messenger RNA, 1932 nt
Organism: Brachypodium distachyon (stiff brome)
Lineage: Eukaryota; Viridiplantae; Streptophyta; Magnoliopsida; Poales; Poaceae
Product: putative receptor-like protein kinase At4g00960
Exons: 5
Coding region: 313-1539 (408 amino acids)
Biological process (GO): protein phosphorylation
Molecular function (GO): protein kinase activity; ATP binding
Source: RefSeq, a predicted model, not a curated record